GUGGUGUCAUGGCUGACAAGUAUCAUAUGAUAAUGCAGAUCUCCAACUGUCAUAGAUCUAGCAGAUAACCAUUGGCUGACUAUAGAGUAUCAGACUACCACCACCACCAACAACACCAUUUUCACCGCCACCGCGCUACUGCUCGCCAACACCAUAGUCCUGAUAAUAGAUGAGACAGAGCAAAAAAAUUAAGAUGCCAAAUGCUCUCCACAAAGCGCUCCAUGAAUACUUCUUCAAGGCGAGAAGAGCAACACGAUCUUCAACGGAGAAUUCCGUAGCUGCUGCCACCUCGUCUUCUUCCCGCAGCUCCGCCACCUCAUGGCUUUUUUCCGCCUGCAGGUUCCCGAAGACCGCCUCCUUCGCGACUGACCGGGAGGUUGAGGCGCCUGCUGGAAUUCACCACUUCAACACUCUGUUCCUUGCAGACGAUUCCGGCCACCUGCCGGAGUUCACUUCGAUUUCCUGCAGCAGGUCGAGCGACUUCUCGACAACCGACUCCGGUUGCGUCCCCCACGAUCUUACCAGCAGCGGGCGGUUCUUGAUCGUGCCAGAGGCACCUAAUUCCACCUUCGGCGUCAGCAACGGACUUCCGGCGGCCCCGGCUAUUACGGAAACAGAAACCCGGCUCGUUGGGCACAGCGUUGCCGUCACGACGUACUCGCCGGAUCCGUUUCAAGAUUUUCGGCAGUCGAUGAAAGAGAUGGUGGAAGCGAGAGCGCAUGAGCAAGGGGUAGAUUGGGACUUCUUGGAGGAGUUGCUCUUCUGCUAUCUAAAACUAAACCAUUCCCGCGAUCACAGAUACAUUCUCGCCGCGUUCGCGGAUCUGUUGGUGAGCCUCGGCACCGAUCAGCUGCCCGCGUCCCUCCGGCCGGUCCGGUUACAGGACACGCCGGUGCAAUCGGUCAAUGGGCAGAAGGCGAGAAGGAAGAGUACAGGUAUGAGGGAGAAUCCUGCGAAAGUUUGACCCAUCUACAGGCGGAAGACAAGCAGGCGACAGUUUUCUGAGCUUAGAACCAAAUGGGUCGUCGUUGUUUCUCCCCACCUGAAAAGGUUGAGCCAUUUCCGGCAAAGUAGAUCGCUUUUUGUUACUAACGAUGCUCAAUUUCCACCGAGGAAAGUCCGAGUCGGAUAGAAUACUGAACCGAGUUAGACAAUUUGGUUGUCCGGACCGGUACAUAGUUCUCCUUGUAAAGUAAAUCAUAAAAGGUGAGGAAGAAUCUCUGUUUGUGACGUAUCGGAACUUCCGGUUCAUAAAACCGUUACAAUUUUUUUGGAACUGUAUUUUGAUGGCA
Nymphaea colorata (pocket water lily) is the source of this 1292-nucleotide messenger RNA. RefSeq names its product transcription repressor OFP14-like. NCBI's taxonomy places the organism in Eukaryota, Viridiplantae, Streptophyta, Magnoliopsida, Nymphaeales, Nymphaeaceae. Bases 170 to 964 code for a protein of 264 amino acids. The record is from RefSeq and is a predicted model, not a curated record. Gene Ontology annotation, biological process: negative regulation of DNA-templated transcription. The transcript has 2 exons.